Molecule: messenger RNA, 899 nt
Organism: Paramecium octaurelia
Lineage: Eukaryota; Ciliophora; Oligohymenophorea; Peniculida; Parameciidae
Source: the annotation of a GenBank genome assembly
AUGGAGAUUUAAAAUGAUUCACUUGAGAUAUCCAAAUCGAAUUUCCUUUAGUCUUAAGAUAUAUCCGAGUAUCUAUCCAAAGAUUUUUACACUAAAUUUAAGAUGGAAUAAAAUCUAAUUGAUUAAUCAGCCACUCUCUCUAGGUUAUCCAUAAUUGACAAAACAAGUGAUGACUUAACUAAUAAUACUUAAAUUAAAUUAAUUACUUCAUCUGAACGACUAGGCGAGGAAAUCUAUAAAAACUAAGUAUUCAUUAUUAUCAAAGAAAAACUAGAUUUUAGAGAAACAAGUUGUUACCUUAUAAUAGCAAUUAAAAUUGGCCAUUGAUCACAUUACUAUUUUAUAAGAUUAAGUGGAAAUCAAAUAAAAAGAAAUCAAUCAAUUAUAGCUAAAAUUAUAAGAGUAAAUUAAUAAAAAUGAAAAUGAAAGCAGAAUAAAUACUCAAAAUCAAUUCAAGAUUGAACAAUUAUAGAUCUGUUUAAAGUAAUAUACUUAUUCAAAUUAGGGAAUAUGUCAAACCAUCAAAAGAUAAAGAAGUUUAAAAAAACUAGUUUUUUUAUUAGCUUAAGGAUCUUUCUAAAAAAUACUCAAAACAUACAAUAACAAAUCAAAAGACUAACCAAACAGAGGAUUCCUCAAAAAGAUACUAAAAUAAUUAAUUAGAAUUCACUGAAGAUUCUUCAAUGAAAGAUACUUCAGUCAGUGACUUUAGGUCAACGUACAAUUUAUUCAAUACAAAAUAAAAUUUUAAUUAAAGUGGAAAAAAAUUUUGGUCUCCUCCUUAAUUUCAAUCUCCUUAAACUUAAAAGCAAACAAAUUUAAAAAAACGAUUAGAUAUUACUAUAUCCUAAAUCAAAGCAAUGCAAUAACAUUUUAGUUAAUAUCAAUCAACUAAAUGA